AUGCGAUGGCUGGAUCCGGCGCGCUGGACUACGAGUCCCUACUAUGCCCUUGUGGUCCUGGUGAUCGCCUGUGGCAGUAUCCCAAAAGGUUAUGAUGAAGGAGGCUACAGUGCCAGCGUCAAGCUCGAGUCCUUCAAGAUCGACUUUAACCUCCUCUCCUCCAACUGGAAGGGCGAUGCCACUGGCCUGGCCAACCGCACCGCCAACAUCACCUCGUUCAAUGUCCUCGGUGCUGCCUUUGGUGCCCUCGCGGGUCUCUCUUUGAACGAUCGUAUCGGUCGUCUGUGGUCGUGGCGAGGUGCCGUGAUCGUGUGGGUGAUUGGAACCUUCAUUCAGGUAUUCUCGUCAGGAAUUUAUGGCUUGCUAUUAUUUUCCCGAAUUUUUGCGGGACUGGGCGCCGGCCUAUUGACGGUCACGACACCCCUGUACUUGUCGGAAGUGGCGCCCAAGGCCACCCGGGGUCUGGCCGUUAGUCUAUACAUGGUGAUUCUGUUGCUGGUGCUCGCCAUGGGCUUCUUUAUUAACUACGGCGCCGACCUCCACUUGCCCACCACGCGCAUGCAAUAUCGCUUGGUUCAAGCCAUCCCCCUGAUUCCUACCGGCAUCGCCUUCUUCCUCUCCUGGCUCUGCCCCGAGACCCCUCGCUAUCUUGCCUCGAAGCAACGCCACGAUGAAGCCAAGGAGGUUCUCGCCCGCCUUCGUGGCAAGCCGGUCGACGACAAGAGCGUUACUGAGGAGUUUGAGGAGAUCGAUAGCCAGGCUCGUUCGCGCGCAGACCUGAAGUCCGUUUCAAACUGGGAAGCACUCAAGGAAUCUCAGAUUAACCCCAACUAUCGCCAGCGGUUCUGGCUGCUCAUGGCCAUGCAGACAAUCUCCCAAUGGACCGGCGGUAACGGCAUCACCUACUAUGUCACGACUAUCUUCGAAUAUGCCGGUGUCACUGGCUCCGGACAGUCGCUCAUUUCCUCCGGUGCCUAUGGAAUUGUCAAGCUCGUGUUCACGAUGGCCUUCACUUGGGGCCUGAUCGAUUUCUUCGGUCGUCGCCGCUGCGCGCUGACUGGUCUGUCUCUGCAGCUGGCGGCGCACAUCUACAUGGGUGCCUACAUGGGAUUGCAGCCCGGCGCCGCUGAUAACAAGUCUGCCUCCGAUGCCGCGAUUGCCUCCGUCUUCGUUUACGCCGUCGGCUGGUCAAUCGGACUCUGCACCAUCCCGUACCUCUACGGUACCGAGAUCUUCCCGACCCGUAUCCGCAACGUGUGCUACGCCACCAGUAUGGGUCUUCACUGGUUCUUCCAGUUCGCCGUCGUCCGCGUUACCCCCAACAUGUUCGCCAACAUGCACGUGUGGGGUGCUUAUCUUUUCUGGGGUCUCAUCUGUUUCAUCGGAAUUGUCGUUCUGGGUAUCUGGAUGCCCGAGACCAAGAAUGUUCCCAUCGAGCGCAUGGACGAGCUCUUCGACGGACCCUGGUACCUCCGCUGGAAGGCGAAGAUUCACGACUCCGAUAACUCUUCUGAGACCACUGACGUUGUCUCUCACGAGCAGGAUCAGAAAAUGUUCCGCGGACGUGACGCCAAGCCUGUCGGUGGACUCGAUGGUCAGGAACACCAUAAUUUUGAUUCUCCGACCCACUAUGAUGCUGAUUCGACUACUCGCCACGAGACUGAAACUGUUACUCGUCACGAGAUCAGCACCGAGAUGCACAAGUCCUCUUAA
Molecule: messenger RNA, 1713 nt
Organism: Penicillium argentinense
Lineage: Eukaryota; Fungi; Ascomycota; Eurotiomycetes; Eurotiales; Aspergillaceae
Exons: 3
Coding region: 1-1713 (570 amino acids)
Biological process (GO): transmembrane transport; carbohydrate transport
Cellular component (GO): membrane
Molecular function (GO): carbohydrate:proton symporter activity
Source: RefSeq, a predicted model, not a curated record